AUGAGCAGUGGGGAUAUUAGCAGUGAGGAUAUGAGCAGAGGGGAUAUGAGCAGUGAGGAUAUGAGCAGUGGGGAUAUGAGCAGUGGGGAUAUGAGCAGUGGGGAUAUGAGCAGUGGGGAUAUGAGCAGUGGGGAUAUGAGCAGUGAGGAUAUGAGCAGUGGGGAUAUGAGCAGUGGGGAUAUGAGCAGUGGGGAUAUGAGCAGUGAGGAUAUGCGCAGUGGGGAUAUGAGCAGUGGGGAUAUGAGCAGUGGGGAUAUGAGCAGUGGGGAUAUGAGCAGUGGGGAUAUGAGCAGUGAGGAUAUGAGCAGUGAGGAUAUGAGCAGUGGGGAUAUGAGCAGUGGGGAUAUGAGCAGUGGGGAUAUGAGCAGUGGGGAUAUGCGCAGUGGGGAUAUGAGCAGUGGGGAUAUGAGCAGUGGGGAUAUGAGCAGUGGGGAUAUGAGCAGUGGGGAUAUGAGCAGUGGGGAUAUGAGCAGUGAGGAUAUGAGCAGUGGGGAUAUGAGCAGUGGGGAUAUGAGCAGUGGGGAUAUGAGCAGUGGGGAUAUGAGCAGUGGGGAUAUGAGCAGUGAGGAUAUGAGCAGUGGGGAUAUGAGCAGUGGGGAUAUGAGCAGUGGGGAUAUGAGCAGUGGGGAUAUGAGCAGUGGGGAUAUGAGCAGUGAGGAUUUGAGCAGUGAGGAUAUGAGCAGUGGGGAUAUGAGUAGUGGGGAUAUGACCAGUGGGGAUAUGAGCAGUGGGGAUAUGCGCAGUGGGGAUAUGAGCAGUGGGGAUAUGAGCAGUGGGGAUAUGAGCAGUGAGGAUAUGAGCAGUGGGGAUAUGAGCAGUGAGGAUAUGAGCAGUGGGGAUAUGAGCAGUGGGGAUAUGAGCAGUGGGGAUAUGAGCAGUGGGGAUAUGAGCAGUGGGGAUAUGAGCAGUGGGGAUAUGAGCAGUGAGGAUAUGAGCAGUGGGGAUAUGAGCAGUGAGGAUAUGAGCAGUGGGGAUAUGAGCAGUGGGGAUAUGAGCAGUGGGGAUAUGAGCAGUGGGGAUAUGAGCAGUGGGGAUAUGAGCAGUGAGAAUUUGAGCAGUGAGGAUAUGAGCAGUGGGGAUAUGAGCAGUGGGGAUAUGAGCAAUGGGGAUAUGAGCAGUGAGGAUAUGAGCAGUGGGGAUAUGAGCAGUGGGGAUAUGAGCAGUGGGGAUAUGAGCAGUGGGGAUAUGAGCAGUGAGGAUAUGAGCAGUGGGGAUAUGAGCAGUGGGGAUAUGAGCAGUGGGGAUAUGAGCAGUGGGGAUAUGAGCAGUGGGGAUAUGAGCAGUGGGGAUAUGAGCAGUGAGGAUUUGAGCAGUGAGGAUAUGAGCAGUGGGGAUAUGAGCAGUGGGGAUAUGAGCAGUGGGGAUAUGAGCAGUGAGGAUAUGAGCAGUGGGGAUAUGAGCAGUGGGGAUAUGAGCAGUGGGGAUAUGAGCAGUGGGGAUAUGAACAGUGAGGAUAUGAGCAGUGGGGAUAUGAGCAGUGGGGAUAUGAGCAGUGAGGAUAUGAGCAGUGGGGAUAUGAGAAGUGAGGAUAUGAGCAGUGGGGAUAUGAGCAGUGGGGAUAUGAGCAGUGGGGAUAUGAGUAGUGGGGAUAUGAGCAGUGGGGAUAUGAGCAGUGAGGAUUUGAGCAGUGAGGAUAUGAGCAGUGGGGGUAUGAGCAGUGGGGAUAUGAGCAGUGGGGAUAUGAGCAGUGAGGAUAUGAGCAGUGGGGAUAUGAGCAGUGGGGAUAUGAGCAGUGGGGAUAUGAGCAGUGGGGAUAUGAGCAGUGAGGAUAUGAGCAGUGGGGAUAUGAGCAGUGGGGAUAUGAGCAGUGGGGAUAUGAGCAGUGGGGAUAUGAGCAGUGGGGAUAUGCGCAGUGAGGAUAUGAGCAGUGGGGAUAUGAGCAGUGAGGAUAUGAGCAGUGGGGAUAUGAGCAGUGGGGAUAUGAGCAGUGGGGAUAUGAGCAGUGGGGAUAUGAGCAGUGGGGAUAUGAGCAAUGAGGAUUUGAGCAGUGAGGAUAUGAGCAGUGGGGAUAUGAGCACUGGGGAUAUGAGCAGUGGGGAUAUGAGCAGUGAGGAUAUGAGCAGUGGGGAUAUGAGCAGUGGGGAUAUGAGCAGUGGGGAUAUGAGCAGUGGGGAUAUAAGCAGUGGGGAUAUGAGCAGUGAGGAUUUGAGCAGUGAGGAUAUGAGCAGUGGGGAUAUGAGCAGUGAGGAUAUGAGCAGUGGGGAUAUGAGCAGUGAGGAUAUGAGCAAUGACAAGUUCUCCUGGCAACGAUCACACAAAGCACCACCAUCAAAGCAGAAAGGGUAUGGGGAGGACGGUUCAAAGAUGUAA
Messenger RNA from Closterium sp. NIES-65, 2310 nucleotides. Lineage: Eukaryota; Viridiplantae; Streptophyta; Zygnematophyceae; Desmidiales; Closteriaceae. The record is from the annotation of a GenBank genome assembly.